AUGGGCCCCGGGCGGGUGUCCCUCCUGCCCCUGCCCAAGGAUACCCUUAAGUUAGGUGUGUGUGCUAAUGUGCUUAACUUGGUCAAUGUCGUCAUCGGUUCACCCCCGGUGAAGCCAUGCUGUUCCCUCAUCCAAGGCCUCGCCGACCUCGAAGCCGCCGUCUGCCUUUGCACCGCACUCAGAGCUAACGUCUUGGGCCUCAACCUUAACAUCCCGAUUUCCCUUAGCUUGCUUCUCAACGUUUGCUCAAGGAAUGUUCCAAAGGGCUUUCAAUGCUAAA
Molecule: messenger RNA, 280 nt
Organism: Hibiscus syriacus
Lineage: Eukaryota; Viridiplantae; Streptophyta; Magnoliopsida; Malvales; Malvaceae
Product: putative lipid-binding protein AIR1
Exons: 1
Coding region: 1-279 (92 amino acids)
Source: RefSeq, a predicted model, not a curated record